Molecule: messenger RNA, 1399 nt
Organism: Symbiodinium sp. CCMP2456
Lineage: Eukaryota; Dinophyceae; Suessiales; Symbiodiniaceae
Source: the annotation of a GenBank genome assembly
GAACACCGGUCCGAUGGCGAGAAUAGCAGCGAGGCCGACUUGGCUUUGAAUGUGGUGCCUUCGGAGAAGAGUGGCCGAGACAUCAAUCGCACAAGGCGGAAGCAUCAAGCACACGAGGAAACCCUCGCAAAGGACGAGGGCAACUCCUUCGGCAGUGACGAGGAGCAGGAAGAAGCGCGGUUGCUCGAAGAGGCGAGCGGGGCCAAGAGCCACGCUCAACAUCACGCGCAGGAGGACCAUGCGAAGAUGAGUAGAAAGGACGCAGCCACCAAUCUCGUGACUUGUAUGGUGGGUGCGAGCGUGCUGAGCCUACCUCGCAUGGUGGCGAACAAUGGUUGGGUGCUUGGUCCAGCGAUGGUUGUCUUGGCCGGGGCGGUGUCCUACCACGCUUGCAUGCUUGUGGACCGCGCACUCGAGGCCAUAGCUGUCGCGCACGGCACUCAUCCCAGAAAUAUCGGCGACGUCGUCCAGGAGUGCUUCGGCCAGAGUGGUAGACGUGUAGUUCUCAUUCUGACGGGCGUCUUUCAAAUCAGCAAGUGUGGUGUGUACUUCGUCGUUAUUGGGACCAACCUCAACUACAUCGCUGGCUGGGUCUCGCAGCGUGUUUGGGCAGUAACAGGUGCGGUUCUGUGCAUGCGAUUAAUCUUCGUUCGGGACAUCACGGUAAUUUCUAGAUGGUCUGUCAUUGGUGUGGUGGCAUCCAUAUGCUACCUUUUCACAAUCACUGCCGGAGGCUUUCACGCUGCAGGGCGUCCUGGUGAGCACGGCUCAGCAAGAUGGCCCGACAGCUACAGCGACAUUUUGGCGGAUUUUGCCGUCAUGGUUUACGCAUAUUCUCCAGCAGACGUGCUGCCAGUCAUGAAGCACGACAUGAAGGAGCCGCAGCAGUUGCGCUGGGCUUUGCGAAUAUCCUUUCUCGCCGUCACCGUCAUCUAUGUCGGGCUGGGCUGUGUGGCUUUCCUGGGUUGGGGCGAAGAUGUUGCCGGCAACAUUCUGCUUUCCAUGUGUGAGCGCCCCGGCUGCCCUGGGAGUGUCCCGGAGACCGAGACCCCGGGGCAGAAGUGGAUGCUUGGAUACCUUCUGGCUUGCGCUGUGGUCUCCAACCUCAUGGUUACGGCUCCGGUGGUGCUGUACUGCGUCUUUCGAGUUCUCGAAGCCGAGCACUCCCAUUUGCUGUCCAAUGCCGUCGUGAAUGGGAGUCUACGCGUGGUGGCCGUGAUGGGUGCUCUCAUGGUGGCCUUGUUCAUGCCAUACUUCACAGAAGUUCUGGCCGUGAUCUCCACUGGUUUGUUAACGAUUCUGCAGGUCUUCGUGCCCGUGGCUGUGACCUUCGGCCUCAGUCGCCAGGGCGCCGUGGCCUUCGGUCCGGCAGAGUGUUUGCUGGGUCUCCUGGGUUUCG